AUGGUGGUCCAUGUGAGGCUGUGCCUUGCCCUGAACUCAGUCCAUCUCCCAGACAAGAGCAGGCGCUUCUCUACCGGCCUCCAGUCUGACUUGGCUGCUGGCUUCCGCUACCUGUGGCCUCCGGGUGUCUUGGUUGCUAUAAAAUCCAUUCGUAAGGACAAAAUUAAGGAUGAACAGGACAUGGUUCACAUCAGACGAGAGAUUGAGAUCAUGUCAUCCCUCAGCCAUCCUCAUAUCAUCAGUAUUUAUGAAGUGUUUGAAAACAAAGACAAGAUUGUGAUCAUCAUGGAGUAUGCAAGCAAAGGGGAGCUGUAUGACUACAUCAGUGAGAGGCGACGCCUCAGCGAGAGGGAGACCCGGCACUUCUUCCGACAGAUCGCCUCUGCCGUGCACUAUUGUCACAAGAAUGGUGUGGUCCACCGGGACUUGAAGCUGGAAAAUAUAUUGCUCGAUGACAACUGUAAUAUUAAGAUUGCUGACUUUGGGCUUUCCAACCUGUAUCAGAAGGACAAGUUCUUGCAAACGUUUUGCGGGAGCCCACUCUACGCAUCUCCUGAAAUUGUCAAUGGGAGGCCCUACCGAGGGCCAGAGGUGGACAGCUGGGCCCUGGGUGUGUUGCUGUACACUCUCGUCUAUGGAACGAUGCCCUUUGACGGUUUCGAUCACAAAAACCUCAUUCGGCAGAUCAGUAGCGGGGAGUACCGGGAGCCCACACAGCCCUCAGCCUCUGAAGUCAUGCUGGAGCGACAGCGGUCGUUGAAGAAGUCCAAGAAAGAGAAUGACUUUGCCCAGCCUGGCCAGGACACAGUGCCUGAAAGCCCAUCCAAGCUGAGUUCUAAGAGGCCCAAGGGGAUCUUGAAGAAGAGAAGCAACAGCGAGCACCGGUCCCAUAGCACUGGCUUUAUCGAGGGCGUCGUCAGUCCCGCUUUACCUUCUGCUUUUAAGAUGGAGCAGGACUUGUGCCGGACAGGUGUGCCCCUCACCAGCUCCCCUGAGGCUGAAGUGCCCGGUAAACUGAGCCCCAAGCAGUCAGCCACCAUGCCCAAGAAAGGGAUCUUGAAAAAGACCCAGCAGAGAGAAUCGGGUUACUACUCCUCUCCGGAGCGGAGUGAGUCUUCAGAGCUGUUAGACAGUAAUGAUGGCAUGGGCAGCAGCAUCCCCUCUCCCAGUCCCCCAGACCCUGCCAGGAUGGGUGCCCACAGCCUCUCCUGCCGGAGGAAGGGCAUCUUGAAACACAGUAGCAAAUACUCAGCAAGCACCAUGGACCCGGUGCUCAACAGCCCCGAAAUGCCCACACUGGAAUCCUUGGCGGAGCCUGUCGUCCCUGCCGAGGGCCUCUCGCGGAGCUACAGCCGGCCUUCCAGCAUCAUCAGUGACGACAGUGUCCUGUCCAGCGACUCUUUCGACCUGCUGGAUUUGCAGGAGAAUCGUCCCGUCCGCCAGCGCAUCCGCAGCUGCGUCUCUGCCGAAAACUUCCUCCAGAUCCAGGACUUUGAGGGGCUCCAGAACCGGCCCCGGCCCCAGUACCUGAAGCGGUACCGGAACCGGCUGGGAGACAGCAGCUUCUCCCUUCUCACUGACAUGGAUGACGUGACUCAGGUCUACAAGAAAGCGCUGGAGAUCUGCAACAAGCUCAACUAG
Molecule: messenger RNA, 1641 nt
Organism: Orycteropus afer afer
Lineage: Eukaryota; Metazoa; Chordata; Mammalia; Tubulidentata; Orycteropodidae
Gene: NUAK1
Product: NUAK family kinase 1
Exons: 7
Coding region: 1-1641 (546 amino acids)
Biological process (GO): protein phosphorylation; microtubule cytoskeleton organization; intracellular signal transduction
Cellular component (GO): cytoplasm
Molecular function (GO): tau-protein kinase activity; protein serine/threonine kinase activity; ATP binding
Source: RefSeq, a predicted model, not a curated record